This is a messenger RNA of Trichoplax adhaerens, 300 nucleotides long. RefSeq lists its product as hypothetical. Gene Ontology annotation, molecular function: structural constituent of ribosome; protein tag activity; ubiquitin protein ligase binding. The transcript is spliced from 3 exons. The record is from RefSeq and is a predicted model, not a curated record. Gene Ontology annotation, biological process: translation; modification-dependent protein catabolic process; protein ubiquitination. Lineage: Eukaryota; Metazoa; Placozoa; Uniplacotomia; Trichoplacea; Trichoplacidae. The annotation marks the transcript as partial. Gene Ontology annotation, cellular component: ribosome; nucleus; cytoplasm.
GCCAUGCAGAUUUUUGUUAAGACUUUAACUGGAAAGACCAUCACGCUAGAGGUCGAACCUAGCGAUACCAUUGAAAAUGUAAAAUCCAAAAUUCAGGAUAAAGAAGGUAUCCCACCAGAUCAGCAACGGUUGAUCUUUGCUGGUAAGCAAUUGGAAGAUGGAAGAACCCUAUCCGAUUACAACAUCCAGAAAGAAUCAACUCUUCACUUGGUACUUCGAUUACGUGGUGGCGUUAUUGAACCUAGCUUGAGAAUUCUUGCCCAAAAAUACAACUGUGACAAGAUGAUCUGCCGCAAGUAA